Messenger RNA from Trichomycterus rosablanca, 5731 nucleotides. It is a transcript of the gene l1camb, whose product is annotated as L1 cell adhesion molecule, paralog b. Gene Ontology annotation, cellular component: plasma membrane; axon. Gene Ontology annotation, biological process: cell-cell adhesion; brain development; axon guidance. The transcript is spliced from 27 exons. Gene Ontology annotation, molecular function: cell-cell adhesion mediator activity. Lineage: Eukaryota; Metazoa; Chordata; Actinopteri; Siluriformes; Trichomycteridae. The record is from RefSeq and is a predicted model, not a curated record. The coding region runs from base 19 to 3828 and encodes 1269 amino acids.
UGAAUGGGACGGUGAAUCAUGUCUCACUCAUUCAUCACCAGAAGAAAACACCAGGCUGCAGUUCUGCUGUUUCUGCUGCUCUGGUGUGGAGAAUCGCUGGGGACCAUCCACAUCCCUGCCAAAUAUAAAACCGACAACCUUGAACAGCCUCCAGUAAUCACUUACCAGUCGGAGUCACACACGGCCUUCCAGAUGGACGAUGUGUCCCUGCUGUGUGAAGCCAGUGGAAACCCCAAACCCACGUAUCGAUGGGUUAAGGAUGGCGAGUUGUUCACCGAGAAACCUCUCAACUCAGGACUCCUCACUGUCGACGAGAACAAAGAGCUGAAGGAUUACCAGGGGAAAUAUCGCUGCUACGCCGACAACAAGCACGGAACCGCCGAAUCAGCUCUGAUAAACCUCAUCACAGAGGCGACACCAGUUUUGGCAAAAGAGAAGCGUGUGGUGAAGGAGGUGAUGGAGGGUGAUAGUGCGGUUCUUCAUUGCAAUCCUCCAAAAAGCUCCGUGACUUCCAACAUCCACUGGAUGGACAAGAAGCUGUUGCAUAUUAAGCUAAGUGAACACGUCACCAUGGGCCUGGACGGGAAUCUGUACUUUGCCAACGUGCAGGCUAGCGACGCCAGGAAGGAUUAUACCUGCAACGCUCAGUACAUCGAAGCUAGAACCAUCUUACCCAAAGAGCCCAUAACACUCAUCGUCAACCAAACGAACGAGCUGGUGAACAGACGACCUCGCCUACACCGACCUGCAGGAUCUCACACCUACUACCUCGCUCUCCGAGGCGAGAGUCUCACACUGGAGUGUAUUCCACACGGCCUGCCGACGCCCACGGUCAAAUGGGAAAGGAAAGACGCUUCGCUAUCUUCCAGUAAAGCCAUUAAACAGAGCUUCAACCGUUUACUGCAUUUUGAGUCCAUCUCUGAGAGUGAUGAUGGAGAGUAUACCUGCACCUCUACCAACACAGAGGGACACGUAACACACUCUUACACCGUCAGCGUCGAGGCGGCCCCAUACUGGACAAAGCAGCCUCAGAAUGCACUAUACUCUCCUGGAGAAAAUGUUCGAUUGGACUGUCAGGCUGAGGGUAUACCUACACCCCACAUAGACUGGAAGAUCAAUGGAGUGCCUAUUUCUGAGACGAGCGAAGAGCAGAGACGCAAGGUGUCAGGAGGCGUAUUAAUUCUGAACAAUGUUCGGUUUGGUGACACCGCCGUUUACCAGUGUGAGGCCAGCAAUAAACAUGGCACCAUCCUCACCAACACCUACAUUCACAUCAUCAAACUGCCCUCGAUGAUCCUGACUGACAAUCAACUGAUGUACCAAGUGAUGAAGGGGGCGCCGGUAUUCCUCCACUGCAGCUCCUUCGGUUCUCCUCGACCCCAGAUCACCUGGGUAAGUGAGACGGGUCCAGCUCUGUUCAACCCAAAAAUGUCCCAACUGACCAAUGGAACCCUCCGCAUCACCAACACCAGCCAUGAGGAGGCAGGAGAUUACAACUGUACCAUCGAGGGUACGGAGAAGUACAUCACUGCUGAACUGCAAGUGCUCAACAAUACUCGGAUCAUUGCCCAUCCUCAAAAUGCCCGGGAGUUGCGGGGACAACAUGUGGUGUUACAGUGUGAGUACGAGGUCGACGAGCGACUCGAUGAUCCGGUCAUCCAGUGGAGGAGAGACGGACAAAAGAUCACAUCAUCAGCUCAGGAUGACAAGUACACCGUGCUGGAGAAUGGGUAUUUGAACAUCACUGAUGUUCAUGCUGAUGAUAGUGGAAAGUACACAUGUGAAGUCAUCACUGACCACGACAUGGACACCGCAACCGGAACUCUGACUGUGAUUGAUAAGCCGGAAGCCCCUAACUCGUUGAAGCUGAGUGAGAAAGCAGGUCACAGUGUCACUCUGUCCUGGACUGAAGGAGAGAAUAAUAACAGCCCUGUACUCGAGUUUGUGAUUGAGAUGAGAGAAGAUCUUCAUUCAGAAACGGGGGCCUGGCAAGAGAUGAAGCGCGUUUCCGAAGAAAUCCAUCAUCUGGAGAUCGCUCUGAAUCCCUUCUGUACGUAUCACUUCAAAGUGGCAGCGGUGAAUGAGGUCGGAGUGAGCGACUUCAGCGCCCCGUCCGAAUCCUACACCACCCCUCCUGCAGAACCCGGCAUGAACCCGGAGAACGUGAAGAGCGACUCCACGGACCCGGACACCAUGGUGAUUACGUGGAAGGAAGUGGAGCGUAAACACCAUAACGGUCCUGAUUUUAAAUAUAAAGUUUUGUGGCGCGAGUCAUCGGGAUCGAACCCGCACUGGCACCAAGCACUGGUCUCUCAUCCUCCUUUCAUCGUCAACAACACGGGUACCUUCACGCCCUUCGAGAUCAAAGUGCAGGCGGUGAACGAUGUGGGUGAAGGUCCCGGUCCCACCGCCAAAAUCGGCUAUUCAGGAGAGGACAUGCCCCUGGAGGCCCCCAGCGGUGUGGAAGUGGUUCCGUUCAACAGUACAGCGCUUACUGUUAAGUGGGGUGCGGUCAGUAGAGAAUCUGUUCGUGGUCAUCUGCUGGGAUAUAAGAUCUACAUUAUGAAGCUGGGUAUGAAGGAUGAUCACGGAGGUAAACACAAGAGGGCGCUGGACAGGAAGGAUGAGAGACGAGUGAUCGUUGUUAAGGGAGAUAAAAAUGAGGAAGAGACCCUGACCGGCCUCGAGUUCUACACCGACUACGAGCUCUCCAUCACCGCCUUCAACAGUAAAGGGGAGGGGCCUCUGUCUGACUCCACCCACUUCACCACGCCUGAGGGAGCUCCUGAACCUCCUGCGUUCCUGAAAUAUGAGAGUCCGUCAGAGAGCGAGCUGAUCCUGUACUGGGGAAAACCUCAUAGAACCAACGGCGUCCUGCAGGGUUACGUCCUGCAGUACCAGGAGGUUUUGGAGAAACAGUCGAGAGAGGUUGAGGUGCCGCCCAUCGAUCCGAAACUCACCCACUACAGAGUGGAGCAACUGGACCCGAAACACACCUACAUAUUUACUCUGAGAGCUUUUACUGGUGCUGGAGACGGAGAACCCGUAUACCUCCGAGCCACCACCUUACUGGACGCAGUUCCUCCCUCGUUCAUUAAUGCGACUGCUGGAGAAACAUCAGUGAAUCUGAGCUGGGUUCCCGGAGACAGGCAGCGGAACAUCGGAUUCACCGUUCGUUACCGAAUGGAUGAAGGUCAGUGGCAGGAAUCAGAGCCGGUUAAUUCCACUCAGGCGUUUUACCAGCUGGAACAACUGAAACCCGGAAGGAAUUACGAGCUCGAGAUUCGUCUCAACAACGUCACCUACUGGACACAAAACCUGCAGACUAAUGAACCUGAAAUGCGGGAGGUUCAGAACGGAUUCGCCUCUCAGGGUUGGUUCAUCGGUCUGAUCAGUGCUAUCGUCCUGCUGCUGCUCCUCAUCCUCAUCCUCUGCCUCGUCAAGAGGAGCAAAGGAGGAAAAUAUUCCGUGAAAGAUAAAGAGGAAGGUCAGAUCAACUCCGACACCAAACCCAUGAAGGACCACGAGGCGUUUGGAGAGUACAGCAGCGAUAACGAUGAGAAGCACUCGUUAAGCCAGCGCUCUCUGUCGGCCGACCUGAAGCGGCACAGCGACGACAGUUUGGUGGAGUACGGCGACAGCGUGGACAUCCAGUUCAACGAGGACGGGUCCUUCAUCGGCCAGUACAGCGGGCGCAAGGACGCCCACCCGUACACGCAGGGAGACCACGAGAGCCUGGGGGCCGGGUCCCCCGUCAACCCCAACAUGCCCCCUCCGGCCAGCGGCAGCUUCCCCACCUCGGUCACCGGCAUCCUCGGGGGGAACUGAGCGAGCGGGCGGGGCCGAAACCGCCGCGCUGCACCAUCAGAGACUGAAAAUAAGAGUGAAUGAGCCUGUACUGGCAACCUCACGGUUAAAAGAUUGUUUGUUUUUUUCUGGAGCUGGCAACUUUUAUUUACAGCACAGCGGACCUGAUGAAACGUUUAGUCACUGCCGACGAUUUGAAGCACACAUACGCUGCCGACGUACGUUUAUUUACCCAGAAGACCUGGACAGAAUUAAAAACUCACUAAAAUAAAUAAAUAAAAUGAGAUCAGUUUGCUGUUCUUUAUGUAGGAACAGGAACACAUAACACAUCCGUAAAUAUAUUUUUUGCGCUUUCUCUCCCAAUUUAGUAAUUUCUAAUUCCCUAUUAGUGUUCCUCUGCCACCCUCCAGGUGCUUGAUUUACAUUUACAUCAUUUAGCAGCACAAUUUGCGCAGCUGACAAUUAGGAGCCUCGCUCAGGGGCCCAACAGUGGCCUUCUGAUUACUAUUCUAGUACCUUCACCGCUGAUUCUUAUGGAUAGACGAACCGCGUAUGGAGGGUCACAUUAAUGCUCUGUUUGUGCUGGUACCUUGAUCAGACAGCAGGAGGCGCUGUUAUAGCAGCGAUGAGAUGAAACCGUGUGCCACCUUUCCUCCCUCAGACACGUGAAGCUCAACAGUCCAUGCUACAGUCCAAAUAUUCCUCCUCCACGGUCAUGUAGUACCUCAACCAGACAGCAGGAGGUGCUGUUGCAGCAGCGAUGAGCAGAAACCGAAUCCCACCGUCCCUCCCUCAGACACGUGAGCCUCGACAGUUCGUGUAGGAUUUCUUUAUAGAGCUUUAACACAAGCAGUGGCGCACGCUACAGUCCAAAUAUUCCUCCACUGGUCAUGUAGUACCUCAACCAGACAUUAGGAGUCGCUGUUCCUCACCUUCUCUCCUUCAGACAUCGUGUAUCGUGUCUGUAAAGCAUCCUACUCACUGAAACCUGGGUGGGUUGGUGUAAUAGACUGCCACGCCCACCGAGAGACGCCCAUACGGUCAUACGUGUCCCGUAAUUGAGUGCAGGACACACCGGAACCAUCACCAGGACCACCAAGCAAGAAUUCACACCCGCAACGUGCACAACCAAACUACAGCGUGAUGUCCUGUCAGGUCCAGACUUCGUUUCCCAAAUAUUUAGGACUAUAAUAAACUCAGCAGGUUUUCAGGCUGAAAAAAUCCAACUCUGAUUAAAUCUCUAAUCCAGAUUAAGUAAAACAGAAUCUUUGGAAGGUCGUGCAUUGUAGCUUUAAUCUAUCUUUUAAAUUCUGAGCCCUCAUGUUGGAAUCUUGGUUGUGCUUUUAACCGACCAUGUUGCGGCUCUCCGUCUCUGACAGCAGGCGAUUUGGAGCCACUAUAAAACGAUCACAGAAUAAUAAUAAUAAUAAUAAUAAUAAUAAUAACAUGUGCUCUUUAUUUCACUGUAGCUUUCUCGCUCUACGACAGGGAUGAAUAAAAUCCAGAUUAUUUCUGUCCAGGUCUUCAGGUCUCUCAGAUCAGACAUAAAACAUAAAAACAUUCCAGAAUCUCCGUCAUGUUUACGACCCGGGCCGGUUUCUCUCAUCCCAGCUGUGUGUGUGUGCUUUAAACGAUCCUUAAUAACUCGAGUAUCAGGAAUAAUCGAUCGAUUCUUUUAUCAUACACACGGAUAUUAGCAUCAUAAGCGUUAUUAGCAUGCUAGUAAACAGUAUAUAACAGUAGAACUCUUAUAGACGAAGCACUCGUGAGGAGCCGCGUCGUUUCUUUAAUCGUGUCUGUUCUCGUCCUCGGGUUGAGCCAGCGAUCACGCAGGAUUUAUGAUUUAGUUCGUUCUUCAGGAAAAUAAACGUUCAGGGAAUUAAAGAUAAAGAUAAAAGAGAAUGAGACUAACGAUCAUUUAAGA